Molecule: messenger RNA, 384 nt
Organism: Cricetulus griseus (Chinese hamster)
Lineage: Eukaryota; Metazoa; Chordata; Mammalia; Rodentia; Cricetidae
Source: RefSeq, a predicted model, not a curated record
AUGCAGGGGACCUGGAUGGUGCUGUUGGCACUGGUAUUGGCCACCUGCGGGGAGCUUGCUAUGGCCUUACAGUGCUAUACGUGUCAGGAUCCUGUGAGUGUGUCCAACUGUGUCGCCAUCACCACCUGCCACAUCAAUGAUACCAUGUGCAAGACCACGCUCUAUUCCCGGGAGAUUGUGUUUCCCUUCUUGGGGGACUCCACGGUGACCAAGUCCUGUGCCAGCAAGUGUGAGCCCUCAGACGUGGAUGGCAUUGGGUUAACUCGGCCAGUGUCCUGCUGCAAUUCUGACCUAUGCAACAUGGAUGGAGCACCCAAUCUGGGCAGUCCUGGGGGCCUGGUCCUUGCCCCAGCACUUAUCUUUAUCUUGGAACACCUGCUGUAA